ACUUUGAUUAUUGUGCUUUAAUUUAAUAUUGUAUUUGUUAUGAUUUAUUUGUUAUCGUUUCAAAAUAGGGACAGUGAAAUGGACUCAAAUUCGAAGUGGUUGCAGUGUGAUUGUUUCCAAGGCAGUUGUAGUUGCGGUGUUCCAUGUUUAUUCUCCCAUUGUAUAUACUCCAAACACGAGGUGGCGCUGCAGACUUUUGAGAAGGAAUUGGUGUUGAUCUAGUCAACUCAUUUGAUAUCGUUUGUUAUUCAUGGGAACAGGAAAAACAAAGAGGCCUAUUUGGCUUUACGUAGGUCCGGCCUAACGAUGUCAUCUCAGGACUCUGGAAGUGACAAGGCAGAGGCCCCAAAGGAGAGAAGCUUCAGGACCCCUGGUUUAAGAGGGGCCCAGACCACUACGCUUUUCCGUGCAGUCAACCCCGAGCUAUUCAUUAAACCUAAUAAACCAGUGAUGGCUUUUGGACUGGUUACAAUCUCACUUUGUGUGGCAUAUCUUGGAUACCUUCACGCCGUCAAGGAGAAUGAUCAGCAGUUGUACGAAGCCGUUGACAGUGAGGGAGAGAGAUACAUGAGGAGGAAAACAUCUAAAUGGGACUGAUUUUGUUUGACAUUUAACAGUUCCUGGCAAUCAAAUAGAAAUUACUUGUCUUCCUUUGCAGAGAAGUGUACAGAAUGCCAUUGUAUUCCUGAAAGGACAAGCUUUCAGGACAAGGGACCUGAGCAGAGUUGUACAAUGGAGAAAAAAUGAAAACCCAAGACAGUACUGACUUUUGUCAGAAAUGACUAUUGCCUGAAACCAUAGUAGUAGUUUCUUUAGUAUGUUUAUGUAAUGUCUUCAUAAUGUAAAAUUUUUACUGAAGACCCUUUGAAUAAGACAUGGAUGUAUUUCCAGCAUGUACAAUAUGUUUCUGUCAUAAAUUAGAUAAUUUAUUUUAUUAAAUAAAUGUAUGGGCUUAUUGUU
Messenger RNA from Conger conger (European conger), 960 nucleotides. RefSeq names its product small integral membrane protein 8 (gene smim8). The record is from RefSeq and is a predicted model, not a curated record. The coding region runs from base 307 to 597 and encodes 96 amino acids. NCBI's taxonomy places the organism in Eukaryota, Metazoa, Chordata, Actinopteri, Anguilliformes, Congridae. The transcript is spliced from 3 exons.